Molecule: messenger RNA, 2101 nt
Organism: Betta splendens (Siamese fighting fish)
Lineage: Eukaryota; Metazoa; Chordata; Actinopteri; Anabantiformes; Osphronemidae
Gene: dtx3lb.3
Product: deltex E3 ubiquitin ligase 3L b, tandem duplicate 3
Exons: 8
Coding region: 79-1971 (630 amino acids)
Biological process (GO): protein ubiquitination; Notch signaling pathway
Molecular function (GO): metal ion binding
Source: RefSeq, a predicted model, not a curated record
GUUUUCAUUUCUCCUGAAGAAGCUGCGUCGUCGGUUCAGUGAAGGAAGUCGACAUUUUACCAAUAGUACAGAGUCAAUAUGUCAAACGAUGUCGAAGACAUGGAAAUUGAAACUCAAGAAUCUUCUUCUGAUAAUCACCAACAGUCCUCAGGGACAUCACAUAAAGAAGAAGGAUUUCUAAUUACUGUGUCAGUGAAGUGGUCAGAGCCGAAUGAAUCAAUUAAAAAACCAGCAAAAGAACUGCAGGUCACUCUUCAGAGUUGGCUCAACAAGCACCAUGAGGGAACAAAUUGCUCAGUUUUAAGCCAAUCAGAAGAUGGGAACUUUCUAAUAAAGAUUGAACCUUCAACCUGGAGUGAGUUUCAAACACUAAAUGGACUAAAACUGACCAGGAAAGAUAAAACCGUAACAAUUACAUCUAUUACGGCAACAUCACCAAAGCAGAAGAAAAAAACAUCAGAGGCUGCAUCAGUGAACCUUCAUCCUUUAUCUACAUUACAAACGGAUGAUGAUAAAAUCGAUGAUAUCGAACAAAACGGUUCCAGUGUUGUAGCAGUGGAUUCUACAGUCGAAGAGCUGCCAUGUCGUCUCCCAGUCCCUUAUUUCUGGUACAUGAGCCACAUCUACAAAGAGCAACUUCAACAAAUAGAGGAAGCGACUGGAGUUAAAAUCACAGCUGAAGUAAAAGUGACAUUUGGAUCAAGUGGAGACCAGCAUAAAGCUUUGUGUGACUUCACAGACCUUAACCAGAAAUUCAUUCGUGAAUUCAGUACCAAAACGGUUCCUAUCAAGGACAUACAUCCAGAGGCCUGGAGCAACACAAAGAAAAUCAUCCAGAAAAGUGACAACAAGGUUUUGGUGACUGUGUCAUCUGAAGAAAUGAUCAUAUAUGGGCCAAGCACAAGUCAGGACGCCAUCAUUGAAUCUAUGAAUGCAGCGCAGAACCUCAACAGAUCUGUUGGAGAGUCUGCAGGUGCAGAUGAAGACACACCACCGAAAACUGACAUGAACAUCAACGACCCUCUGGUCACGGCAGGACUGACUGUUGAUGAGAAGUGUUGGAAGGUGAUCACUGCCUCCUAUGAUGGACAUUUAGAUUUUAUCAGGUCUAAAUUUGGGGUGGAUUUCAAUGCUUCACAGUCGGAUGUCCAUAAAGACAAAGUAGAUAUUAAAGUUCGCUACAGACGACCUGGAGGAAACGCAUCAAUGGAGAGCCACGCUGCCAGAGCUCUGCUUCGUCUGUGCCAGAAGAUCCAAACGUCUCCCAUUCCUCUGAGCCACUUCCAAGGAGCCAGUGGGUUCAAUGGGUCACUACAGAACCAAAGGCAUGGUUCUAAACCAGAAGGGUCGUCCACUGAUCCUGAGUUUAAUGCACAGCUGGUGUCUGUUAAAGACGAAGAUGAAGCAGCAGGAGACGAUGAAGAUGAGAAGUGUUGUAUAUGCAUGGACACAUUUAAAGAUAAAAUACGACUCAAGUGUAAACAUGAGUUUUGUCGCGAAUGCCUGAAGAAAUCAAAGGAAAAUCUGGGGUCCUUUUGUCCAAUCUGCAAAGAUGUUUUUGGUGUUAUAGAGGGAAACCAACCAGAUGGACAAAUGACAUGGAGAAAAUCUACCUCAUCCCUCCCUGGGUAUGACUGUGGCACCAUAGAAAUCAACUAUGAUAUUCCAACUGGAAAACAGACAGACAAACAUCCGAGUCCUGGACAGCUCUAUCGUGGUAUUAACAGAAUAGCAUUUCUGCCAGACAACAAAGAGGGUAACGAGGUUCUGCACCUGCUGAAAAGAGCUUUUAACCAGAAGCUCAUUUUCACUGUCGGGAGUUCCAGAACAACUGGGCUGGACAACCAAGUGACCUGGAAUGACAUUCAUCACAAGACAUCAAUAUAUGGAGGACCACAGUGUUUCGGGUAUCCUGACCCCGACUACCUGUUCAGAGUCAAAGAGGAGCUGAAGGCCAAAGGCAUCAAGUGACGGGUUGGAGGAAGUGGCUGCUGGAAACUGCUGUCAAAUAAUUACUGGGCUGAUCCUAAUGUUAAGCAGAAUUUGUUUUCCCAAAUAUAUUUUCAUUUUAUCAAUAAGAAUUGCUUUGAUUUGCAAGUGA